Molecule: messenger RNA, 1338 nt
Organism: Phanerochaete carnosa HHB-10118-sp
Lineage: Eukaryota; Fungi; Basidiomycota; Agaricomycetes; Polyporales; Phanerochaetaceae
Exons: 1
Coding region: 50-991 (313 amino acids)
Source: RefSeq, a predicted model, not a curated record
CCGUGCUGAUAGUGACUGCUAGUCUGAAACACCGUCUACAUCGUCUCCGAUGGAGCGCACGCGAGGCAUGCUCUCGCCGGACCCGUCCGUAGUGGACUUGCCUCCGUCCGCCGUUGAACCACCUCUGCCGGUAGCGCCACCUAUGCCACCUGUAUAUAACUCGCCUUCGCAGGGUCGGUACCCGUCUUCGAGUUUGGUGUCGGAGUCGGCCCCAGCCCCAAGUAGUUCCGUCCUGAAAGUCAACGCGCUUCCACCGGGAUUCGUUCCAUCUGCGCCAUCGACCCCACUGCCACAGGACACGCAGCUGCAAUCUACUCCUCGCAGCACACCGAUAAAUCUCUACGCUCCUGUCACCAGUGUCCCGCAAAUUCAGCGAUCGAGCUCGUCUUCUUCCACCACGAGCAACUACCCGAAGGCUAUGCAUUCGCGCUCGCGUUCUAUGGGUCAGCCACCAAGUUUAGAUAGCGUCCGCAGCAAGACGCCGCAUGCGCGCCCGCCAUCUUCCCUGGGCAGCGGGCCCCCGAUAUAUCAGGGUGCCCCUCAGCCUCCUGGGGGCUAUCCAGUGGGGCCAGGACCUGCUGGGAACGCGCCUGAGAGCCCGCGGUCGACCACAUCUCGCAUGUCGGGACACACGCGCAGCCGCAGCUUGUACGCGGGCAGUACACCUGCGCCGCCGAGCCGUCCUCUGUCGGCCGCGCCCCCCUCCGCUCUUGAUUCUGCUCACCAGCUUAGGCGCGCCUCCUCGGUUGCGUCGGACGACAGCGGUGUCUCCGGGCAGUCAAGGUCGUCAAGGAAGUCGCACACGCACUAUGACCCCAACCGAAACCUCGACCCUGCAUGGCUUGCGGGUUCGCAAGAGCUACCACUCUCGCCCAACACCCGGGCGAAUACGAGAGCCAAUGCGGCGAGGACGAACACGCCCGGCCCCGGGAGUCGAAACUCAUCUGCGUUGUCGUAUGCGAGCUUGAGGGGCGAUGGCAUAUAUCAAUGAGCAUGGACAUUUUCCACAAAUUAGUAGUCUACUAUGCAAUGCGCAACAUGGUUUAGAACUCUUGAAGCCACUCAUGAUAAUGCACGACUCUCCACUGAACGGAGUGCGAAGCCUCGAGCAUGCCCACCACCCUUCCGCUCGCGCGGCGGGUUCUGUAUGCUACGCACGUCCACAAAUUUGAGCUGAGAAUGAAACUCAGGGUCUUUGUCUUCUCCACGGAACAACUUCUUGAGGUUCGCCUCCAGCACAGCACCCUUGAGUACUGGCUCGUCCUUUUUUAGUUGUUCAGGGCUACCCGCGUACCGCCAUAGCCAGCUUUCCUUUGCACGAAGCAGGUUCGGGUGCUG